AUAGGGUGAACCAACUCCUCCUCUCAGUCUUCAGUUCUUCACAUCUUACAAUUCACAAGAUAACGAGACAGAGAUAAAUAUACUGAUAUACAAGAUUCAUACAUACAUUUGGUUUCUUUGUGAGCGGGGAAAUUUUCAGUUACUUCACAGUAUUGUUCAUUGUUGUAUCUCAUAAUUUUCAAGAUUUUAAUCUUGGAGAUUUAAAGAGAAGAUGGAUAAAUUACAGUGGGGAAGUAGAAAGAGGUUGAGAUGUGUCAAGGUGAAAGAGUCUUCAUCAUCUUCAUCAGUGAUGAAUGGUGCGAAAUCUGAAGAAGAGAGUGGUGGUAAUGGUCUUAUUGUUAAGAAGAAAACCACAUCUAGAGUUGAUAGGAGAGUUGUUGCCGCUGCUGCACCUUCGACUCCUAAUCAUCUUCAUGAUGAUAAAAACAAUGAUAUUGCCACUGCUAGUAGACAAGUUCAAGCUUCUUGUCCUUGCCCUCCUUUUCAGUCCCCGAAUCGAGCCAGCAGAGAUUUAGGAACACAUAGGUCGAGCGCCAGUGGGAAUCGGAAGAUGUUAUCAUUUGCCUCUCCUGAAAAGGAAGAUAGGUACUAUAGCACAAGGGGAUCGGGCAUAGGAGUACUGGAUGACAACAGCAAGAUGUUCAUGGAAGCAACCAAAGAGAAAAAAGUGGUAGUUUGGCCAAAAUUGUAUGUAGCACUAUCAAGUAAAGAAAAAGAGGAAGAUUUUAUGGCAAUGAAAGGGUGUAAGCCACCCCACAGGCCUAAGAAGAGGGCCAAAAUGAUUCAGAAAAGUGUACUUUUUGUCAGUCCGGGUCAAUGGUUGUCUGACUUGUGCCAAGAGAGGUAUGAAGUUAGAGAGAAGAAGACUUCUAAGAAGAGACCAAGAGGAUUAAAGGCUAUGGGCAGCAUGGAAACUGAUUCUGAAUGAAUCGAUGGAAAGAGAUACAUCGGACAAUAUUACCAAUAGAAAAAGAAACGUUGGCAAUGGGAAGAGCUUUUCUGUAGUUCGUAAAUGGAAGCAGGCAGUGCCGCAGAGGUUGAGGGAUCAUGAACGAGAGAUGAUUGGUGUUUGUAGUCUCUUUGUAAAGAAAUUAAUCUUUAUUGACCGGAAAUAUUUGUAUCGACAUUCUUUAAAGAGAAAAAGAGACAAUUUCUUUUUUUUUUAUA
Molecule: messenger RNA, 1167 nt
Organism: Daucus carota subsp. sativus
Lineage: Eukaryota; Viridiplantae; Streptophyta; Magnoliopsida; Apiales; Apiaceae
Exons: 5
Coding region: 212-928 (238 amino acids)
Source: RefSeq, a predicted model, not a curated record